CGUCUGUCCAACGGCCGUGGUCGUCGUGCGCCUGGGCCUCGCCGCCCGUUCGCACCGCCGUCCCCAUCCACUUUUUUUUCCCUCCUCUGCGUCUCCUCUGCGUCUCUGUCGCUUUUGUCGAUCCCAUCCUGGUCGUCGGUCUUGGUCGUCUGUCUUGGUCGUCUGUCUCCCCCUCUCUGCUGGUGUCUCCCCUCGUCCAUCGACCCACUCCCCUGAUAUCGCUCGCAAUGAACAGCAUAGACGAGCAAGACGGAGCCUACUCCACCUUCCUGGGCUCCUCCUACCAGGAGUCGUCCUCGUUCCUCUCGAAUCUCCUCCGCAGGAAUCCGUCCUCUCGACGCAACCGCGACGGCUUUGGCGACUUUGGCUUUGGCCAUCGACGAACCCCGUCCAAGCUCAGCACCGAAGUCGCCUCCGGCGCCGGUGUCCACGAUGCCUCGGCCGCUGCUCCUCUGCCAACCAACGCCUGUGGCCGCUGUGAGGGCCGUGGCUUCGUCCACACCUCCAAGAUGAAGCACGACAGCAACGCCAAAACCAUUCGCUGCACAUUCUGUGCCAACUGCGAACAAUGCCAUGGCAAGGGCAUCCUGUUCAACCGUUCGCGAGCCAUCUCAAGCCCAUUCGAGUCUCCCUCACCCACUCCCCCGCCAACCCAAACACGCACCCUGGCCAAACCAAAGUCCUCCUACAAUCUCUCCAAGGGCAAGGCCAUCUUUGUGUCUGUCCCCAACUCGCCUGCCCUGUCGGAACGUCUGCCGCUGGACUCGCCGCCGCCGAGCGCCGGCCACAGAUCUGCCUUGGCCGAGCACGACUGGCCCGUACCAGCCCACGAGGACGACUCGAUCUCGCCCUGUGGCAGCGGAACUACCACGCCCAACGGCACCCUGCUCAAACAAAAGCUGCGACCCGCCGCCAUUGUCGACUUUGCUGCUGUCCGCGAGCAACUCAGUGCGCACCCAAACGUCAGCGUGUUGCGCGAGAAUCUGCCCGAGACUGCGGAGCACGACGACCCGAUCCAGUCCGAGGACGCCGAGGACGCCGAGGCACAUCCCGGCCAUGAGACCUAUACCGUGUGGGUGUCGCCCAAGCGGACGACCAUCCGGAGCUCGAUCUCGAGCCACGCGAGCGAGCGGUACCGGUACACACCGCACAGCACCCCCGGCAGCCACCCGCACUCAAUCCCGCACUCGCCGCAUCCGCUCCAGCACUUCCACUACCCGAGCAACGAGGCCGGCGAGCACGAGGACAGCUGCUCCCAGGAGCCGUUUGGAGCAAGCGAUCCCCAUCGCGGCAGCUCGCACAUCUCGGUGGCCUGGACUCCGUCGCCCAGGCUGUCCAAGCUAUCGCCUCCCCCGUCGGUGCAUGCCAAGGUUUCGGACCAGUUUGACCGCCACGACCAGCUCUCCAACACCAGCAUCCGCUCGAGCGUCGACAUGAUCCGCCGGAUCGUAAAGCCGCACUACCCCUCCAGCCAGCAGUCGAGCAUGAACGGCAGCAACUCGGAUGCCGAGUCGACAAAGUCGCCCACGGCCAGCAUCGACUUUGACGAGACCUUCAAGCAGCAGCAGCAGCAACAACAACAGCAGCAGCAACAGCACCACCACACGCAUACCAGCCGCAAGGGCCAGCUCGGCGUGCACCGGUCCCAGUCGAGCUCCUCGCCGCGGGUCAACAGCGCGUCCAAGUUCCGGACACUGCAGAGCAAGAUUUCGAACCCGAUCAAGAACGCCUUCUCGUCGCUGCGAUUCUCACUCAACCCGCAGACGGUGCCCUGCGUGACCUGUGGCGCCCUGGGAUUCCACCACAUUGGUCCAGGCGAACACUCGACCGAGCACGACAAUGCAUGCCCCGAUUGCCGCCUCUGUCCGCACUGCUUUGGAAGCGGCCAGAUCUUCAGACUGCGUUAGGGAGCUGCCCGGCAGAUCCCCUCACUCGGACGAUGCGCCAUUUCCAGCCGCGACCCGCAUUGCAACAACCCAAGUCAUGGCACGAGUCGGCUCCCCUCCUCCCCUCCUCCCCUCUCCUCUCCUCUCUCCCUCCGCCUUAUCCGAAUAUCGAAGAAAAAUGCGCGACAACCAAGCAUCUAUAGAGUCGCGACCCCACCUAUUAUUACGCAGCCAAGGGAGACGAGAAGAAGGCCUGGAUGGAAGAAUGUGCGAGUCCGCUCUACUUCCCUGCUCAAAGUUGGCUCCAUCCGCCCGCCGCCCAUCUGUCUGCCCUCCUCAACAUACCCGCACCGUUCUUUCUUCUCCCCUCCCCCUCCUCCCCUCCUUUUGAUUCCUUCCCC
Messenger RNA from Polychytrium aggregatum, 2287 nucleotides. RefSeq lists its product as uncharacterized. Bases 228 to 1907 code for a protein of 559 amino acids. NCBI's taxonomy places the organism in Eukaryota, Fungi, Chytridiomycota, Chytridiomycetes, Polychytriales. The transcript is spliced from 6 exons. The record is from RefSeq and is a predicted model, not a curated record.